CUGUCCCGGGCCUGGACCGUGUGCGUCCGCCUUCUGGAUCAGGGCUCCGGGGGCAGCCGAGGCGCGAGGCUGCGCGGGGGCGCUGACCUCGGCCUUGGGGGGGGGGCGUCUCGGGAUCCCGGAGAUAUCCGUGUCCGCCCGGGCCUGCCAGGGGCAGGCCGAAGCUCGAACUUCUGCCGCUCUGCGGGUCGAGGUCAGGUGCCCCGCUUCUCUCCUCCCUUCUCGCCCUCCCCCACCUCCGUGCGGGCGGGACAUCUGCCCGCCCCCUCCCGUAGGGGUGUAGCAGGCUGCGGCGCUGACAGCGGCCCGGCAGCCACCCUGCCCAAACUCUCCGGAAGCAGCUAGAGCUCAGGCCGCCGCAGCCGGGGAGGACCCACUGCGCGAGCGGAGGCGCCGGCCCUUGUGCUCCCAAACUUGGAGCACUUGACCUUUGGCUGCGGGAGGAGGCAAGCCCGCAGGUGGCUGGACAACUGCGGCGCCGCGAGGGCAUCGUGCCUGGGAACCGGCUGCUUCACUCUAUCCGGCUCAGGGAUUUGCUGGUGGGAUCUCAAGGUGUCUACAUCGGGCGCAUGGUGACUGAGACCUAGAGCCAUGGAUGUGUGCGCCCGUCUUGCUGUGUGGCUUCUCUGGGGGCUCCUCCUGCAUCAGGGCCAGAGCCUCAGCCACGGUCCUAGCGAGAAGACGGCAGGAGCCGGCGCGGGAGCGACUUCCGAAGAGUCCACUGAAGCAGAGUUUUGCCGUAUUGACAAACCCCUGUGCCAUAGUGAGGAUGAGAAGCUCAGCUUUGAGGCAGUCCGCAACAUCCACAAACUGAUGGAUGAUGAUGCCAAUGGUGAUGUGGAUGUAGAAGAAAGUGAUGAGUUCCUAAGGGAAGACCUUAAUUACCAUGACCCAACAGUGAAACACAGCACCUUCCAUGGUGAGGAUAAGCUCAUCAGUGUGGAGGACCUGUGGAAGGCAUGGAAGUCCUCAGAAGUGUACAACUGGACCGUGGAUGAGGUGGUGCAGUGGUUGAUUACAUAUGUGGAGCUGCCUCAGUAUGAGGAGACCUUCCGGAAGUUGCAGCUCAGUGGCCAUGCCAUGCCAAGGCUAGCUAUAACCAAUACCACCAUGACGGGGACUGUGCUGAAGAUGACAGAUCGGAGCCAUCGGCAGAAGCUGCAGUUGAAGGCCCUGGAUACAGUGCUGUUUGGGCCGCCUCUCUUGACCCGCCAUAAUCAUCUCAAGGACUUCAUGCUGGUGGUGUCUAUCGUUAUUGGUGUGGGUGGCUGCUGGUUUGCCUAUAUUCAGAACCGUUACUCCAAGGAACAUAUGAAGAAGAUGAUGAAGGAUUUGGAAGGGUUACACCGAGCUGAGCAGAGUCUGCAUGACCUUCAGGAAAGGCUGCACAAGGCCCAGGAAGAACAUCGCACCGUGGAGGUGGAGAAGGUCCAUCUGGAGAAGAAGUUGCGUGAUGAGAUCAACCUUGCCAAACAGGAAGCCCAGCGGCUAAAGGAGCUUCGGGAGGGUACUGAGAAUGAGCGCAGCCGCCAAAAGUAUGCCGAGGAAGAGCUGGAGCAGGUUCGAGAGGCCUUGAGGAAAGCAGAGAAAGAGCUGGAAUCACACAGCUCGUGGUAUGCUCCAGAGGCCCUUCAGAAGUGGCUGCAGCUGACACAUGAGGUAGAGGUGCAAUACUACAACAUCAAGAAGCAGAGUGCCGAGAAGCAGCUGCUGGUGGCCAAGGAGGGGGCUGAGAAGAUAAAAAAGAAGAGAAACACACUUUUUGGCACCUUCCAUGUGGCCCAUAGCUCUUCCCUGGAUGAUGUGGAUCAUAAAAUCCUAACUGCUAAGCAAGCACUGAGUGAGGUGACAGCGGCACUGAGGGAGCGCCUGCACCGGUGGCAGCAGAUUGAGAUCCUUUGUGGCUUCCAGAUUGUCAACAACCCUGGCAUUCACUCCCUGGUGGCUGCCCUCAACAUAGACCCCAGCUGGAUGGGCAGUACGCGCCCUAACCCUGCCCACUUCAUUAUGACUGAUGACGUGGAUGACAUGGAUGAGGAGAUUGUGUCACCCUUGUCCAUGCAGUCCCCCAGUCUGCAGAGCAGUGUCCGGCAGCGCCUGACGGAGCCACAGCAUGGCCUGGGAUCUCAGAGAGGAUCAUCUCUAAAGGCAAACAGGCUCUCUAGUAAGGGAUUUGACCCAUUCCGAUUCGGAGUCCUCCCUCCACAUGAGUGACCGCCAGCGUGUGGCCCCCAAGCCUCCUCAGAUGGGCCGUGCUGCAGAUGAGGCUCUCAAUGCCAUGCCUUCCAAUGGCAGCCAUCGGCUGAUUGAGGGGGUCCAUCCAGGAUCUUUGGCGGAGAAACUACCUGACAGCCCUGCCUUGGCCAAGAAGGCAAUAAUGGCGCUGAACCAUGGCCUAGACAAGGCCCAUAGCCUGAUGGAGCUGAACCCCUCAGGCCCAGCUGGUGGCUCCCCACCUUUGGAUUCUUCUUAUUCUCAUAGCCCCAGUUCCCCAGACCCAGACACACCAUCUCCAGUUGGGGACAGCCGAGCCUUGCAGGGCAGCCGAAACACACGCAUUCCCCACUUGGCUGGCAAGAAGGCUGUAGCUGAGGAGGAUAAUGGUUCUAUUGGUGAGGAGACAGACUCUAGCCCAGGCAGGAAGAAAUUUCCCCUCAAAAUCUUUAAGAAGCCUCUUAAGAAAUAGACAGAAUGGGGUGGCAGUGUUAAAACAGCCUGUUCUUCCCUGGGUUUUCUGCCUUUCCCUCCCUUCAAGAUAUCUGGCCCCUAGAGUGGGACAUGGAGGGGUUGGCCCAAGGGCCUGGGCACUGUACAUACCUGCCCUCCUCAUUCUGUGCCCAUCAUCAUUAUUUAUUAACUGACCACCAUGGCCUCCCUGCCCUGCAACCCUCCCAACCACGGGCUGCUGCUGUCACACCCUUUCCACUUCAGCGCAUGUCUUAGUUGCCGUUCCCUCAGUUUCCAGCUCCACUUUUGGAGUUCAGCUUCUGUCUCUGCUGUUCCAAUUUUGAGGUUUGGUUUUGUUUCUGUCUCCUGCUUUCAGGCUCCUCCCUCCCACUACUCCCAACUUCCCUAGCAGUUGUGGGGAAGCUAGGAGGAGGAACUUCUGACACCUGUACCUCAGAUCUAGUCAUUUUACCCAACAGUGGUUCUGUUUAGCCCAGACUGGGCCAAGGGCCUAAUCUUUAGGGUCUGUUCUUUGGAGGUGUGGUGGGCUCGAGGGAAUCUUAUCCUGGAGCUCAUUGGGGCUUCCAGAGGUCUGUGGAGGAAAUGGAACCAGCUCCCAGGGAACAACUCAUCAGAAUUUUUAAGAGAAGUCAGGUUGUGAUGAUGGAGAGACUUCUCUUAGCUGGAGGAAUGUAGAUGCUAAAGCUGUGGGCUAUGAGGCAGUUACCAUUUCUCUCAUCUUGCCCACUUCUGCCUUCCUCUUGCCCCCACUCCCCUAUAUUGCACGAGUGUGUCUCUUAAGAGGUGCUGUCCUGAAGCUCCAUAAGCAUCAGUACUACUGGGACUCAGGACAAUUGGCUCUCCUGCCUAUGGGAGUCAUAGUCAUGACACAGGGCUCUUGUGGAGCCCUGGGCAAGGAUGUUGUAUUUGAAUCAAAAGACAGUUUUAAAGUGAAAAAAGAAAUCUGAAUUUCCCAAGUGCCUGCACAGCAUCCUCCCUCUGUCAGACUCCAUUUUUUACUGCAUAGCCUGGGCCAGAGGCUCAAAAGGACACAAGUGGUUUGGGGAAAGGGUGGUGAAUGAAGAUGGUGUAUGUAUGUGAAGGCUGCUGUGUGACCACUUUCCCCCAGCACCUCCCAUCUUCCAGACAACUCUCUCCUUUACCUAUUUUUGCUAUGGCUGUAAAGGUAUUUUCCCCUCUGCCCCAUUCUGGCAUGCCUUUACCCUGAGAUCCUAAUUUGGGCCUGGGUUGGGUAUAGCUGGGGCUGGUCUUAGGAGGGUGCUAGGCUACAGUCUGCCUUGUAACCCCCUGGGCACCCUCACAUGGGUUUUCUGUGUUAUUUCAUAAGACUCUUUGAAGUCCAAUAAAGCAUGUAGGAGAUUUUAA
This is a messenger RNA of Nannospalax galili (Upper Galilee mountains blind mole rat), 4053 nucleotides long. It is a transcript of the gene Stim1, whose product is annotated as stromal interaction molecule 1. Gene Ontology annotation, molecular function: protein binding; calcium ion binding; calcium channel regulator activity. Gene Ontology annotation, cellular component: plasma membrane; endoplasmic reticulum. The record is from RefSeq and is a predicted model, not a curated record. Bases 592 to 2214 code for a protein of 540 amino acids. The transcript is spliced from 13 exons. NCBI's taxonomy places the organism in Eukaryota, Metazoa, Chordata, Mammalia, Rodentia, Spalacidae. Gene Ontology annotation, biological process: intracellular calcium ion homeostasis; store-operated calcium entry; activation of store-operated calcium channel activity.